AUGGUCGCGAAUGCGUUUGGAAACGGUCGUAAUGUUGUAGAAAACAUCUAUAACAAAAGAAUUAUAGAACUUAGUGAUGGAGACCAUAAGGAAUCCAAUCAAAGCUUUGUUAAACUUGGUGACAAUCAAAAGAUUAAGCCAUGGAUGCUUCCUCAUGCCCAUCCUUCUCCUCGUCUUUUCAAGAGCCCAACUGGAGCCUUCUGCCAGAAAACAAACUGGUUUUCUGCCUUUCAACAGAGACUCAAAGAUCUAAAAAUCCUUCCAAACAUGAUACUGAAAAGGCGAUUGCCUAUGUUGUUGAUGCCCACGGAUGACUGCAGUGAAAACACCCGCAACCUCUACAGUCUGCCUGAUAAGCAAGUGUACGAUCUGAAGUUACCCGUGCCAUAUAAUAAAAGGAGUAAAAAGAAUAUGAAUGAUUUAGACUUGUGCAUUGGCUCGUCUCAUGGCUGGCUUAUAUUUAUCGAUAGUGCAUCAUUUGUGAUUACUUUAUACAACCCAUUUUACUUUGGAAGCAGUAAAGGAACUAUCCAUCUCCCUCCAUUCCCACCAGCUAAGUUCACCAAUGAGACGGCAAAUGUAGAUGGAUACGAUUUGCACUCUGACUAUUGCAUCUGUAAGGCUGUUCUGUCUGCAGACCCGUCUUCCAGUAAUAAUUACUUCGUUGUGCUGAUUCAUGGCUUGACAAGGAGUCUCGCCUUCUACAAGUCGGGGAAAGCUAAUUGGAGCUACUUCAAUCAACCUGCGUUCUUCGACGUAAUAUAUCAUCAAAACUAUUUUUUAGCAGUAAGUUUCUGGGGUCAGGUAUACACCUGUGAUGUAAACUCGAACAUGAAAAGCACGCGUGUGAAUGGGCCUGUCUUGGGCCCAAGUGGGUAUUUAGCGCGAAGAUACCUAGUGGAGUUGGAUGACGGAAAAACCAGUUUGCAAGUAGCAAGGAAGGUGCAACGCGCUAAAUACGGUCAUCCCUUCUUGGACACCAUGAAUUUCGUUGUUUACAAGAUGCAGUCGGUGGAUGGAGUUUAUGAGUGGAUCCCGAAGACAAGCAUUGGUGGCGGGGCAUUAUUCCUAGGAGACAAUCACUUGACAUACAUAAAAGCUAGCGAUUUUCCAGGAAUCUAUAGCGAUUCUAUUUAA
Messenger RNA from Amaranthus tricolor (Joseph's coat), 1137 nucleotides. RefSeq lists its product as uncharacterized. The record is from RefSeq and is a predicted model, not a curated record. Lineage: Eukaryota; Viridiplantae; Streptophyta; Magnoliopsida; Caryophyllales; Amaranthaceae. The coding region runs from base 1 to 1137 and encodes 378 amino acids. The transcript has 6 exons.